GUCCACCAAUCCAGUCAAAUGCAACCACCUCCAACACCGUCUCUAUGCCCUUCGUCAGACGACACGUUACUCGUCGUCUGAAGGCUGCAAAGGCAGACUGCGAUCGCGAACUCCGCCAAGUAAUAUAUAGUAUCACCUCACUCUUUGAGGAGGGAUGCGAAGGCGAACAGAACGGCGACAUUGACUAUCACGAUCGCGACAGAGAUGUCGACAGGGGGUCUCAGCAUAGCGACUUCGACGACAUGCGUGAACUGUUUGCAGUGACCCGCCCUGCGUCCCCGGCAGACGAUAGUGCCUACGAUGUAAAAUGUGACUACCGUCAUUCUCGACAAUUGUCUAGGUCUGCAUCCUCUUUGCGCGUCCCUUCGGGUAGUUCUACCGCCAAGGACUCAACAUCAGAAUCUCCCUCACUUUCCCCUCCUACUACAAUCCGCGGUAGCGCUGCGACUUCGACUUCUGUCAAUCGCACGUCCUCGCCCAUACUAAUAAAUGAUCCCACCGAUCCUCUCAUCUUCGCACUGGACGGGCUCAUAGGCAUUGCCACAGAUGUAACGGAGAUGUCCAUCGCGCGGUUGGAGGCACAACCGAAUAUAUGUGAAUCACUUGUUCAGCGCGUCCAAGCCAUAGGAAUGACUUGGGACCACUAUCCAGAUCGGCCCGGGCGCCGUUGGUAUGUGCAGGUACUCCUUGCCAUCGCUAGCCUUAGCCGUGUGGUAGAGUGGUGGGAAGCAGAGAAACUAUUCUGGGGUUUCGAAAACGAAUGUGACGAGGCCAUCGAGCACACAAGAGCUCUGUUGGAAAGUAUGCCCAUGGGAGAUCCGAGGAGACGACCGACUCUCCUCGAGCUUAGUAGUCGCCUUAGUGAGCGAUUCAAGAAGGAAGGCGAUAUGACAGAUCUAACGGAAGUUACCAUCAUCCAACGUGCCGUUUUGGAAAUCACUCCCCCUGAACACCCAAAUCGCUUCACAACUCUGUCCGAUCUGGCUGACUGCCUUUCUGAUCGGCUUAGGGGGGAAGAUGACAAGGCAUACUUGAAUGAAAUCAUCACCCUUAGACGGACUGCGUUGGGAUCCAUAACCCAGGAUGACCCAGAGUGGCAACCAAUUCUUGCCAAACUCGUCGACUGCCUCUACGAGCGCUUCAGCAGGAAAGGUGCCAUGGCGGAUCUGGAAGAGGUCAUAACUCUCCGCCGGGCUACUUUAGAACACCAGAAACUGGGUGCCGCCUUCACACUCUGCGCCCCUGGGCACCCAGAUCGCCCACUGUCCCAGGACCGUCUUACGAAUUACCUUGGAGUGAAAGUCAGAAAACGGGGUACUCGAGUCCCCGUAAAGAUGACUGGUGCCACAAGCUGCCAUAUCAAGCAGUUAAUUAGGAGCAUUGUCUUCAAAACAUUCGAUAACAUCCCAACGCGACUCUUGUAUACGGCAACAGGUACUGUGUGCAAUCGAGGUGCACAGCUCUCUCAUUUCGAGGCCAGUCCUCAAUACAGCCAGCUACUUUCGUUGGCGUCUGCAUCUGAUGGCGAGCUAGGCGAAGCGGAGGUCCGUAAAGAGGUCUCCAAAUACUUUCAAUAUGCUACGCUAUCCCACAGGUGGGGGAGCGGCGAGCCGUUACUACGCGACGUUGAAGGUACAAGCGUCUAUGAUUUAGAUGGCACGGAUGGCCUGGGAAAGGUCCAAGAGUUCUGUAUUCAUGCUCUCGGACGUGGUUUCUUGUGGGCAUGGAGCGACACUUGUUGCAUCGACAAAGAUAGCAGUGCUGAACUUCAAGAAGCCAUCGGUUCCAUGUUUUCGUGGUAUCGCUGGUCCUCUCUGACGCUUGUACACCUCUCCGACGAUAGUAUGUGGUUCAAGCGGGGCUGGACUCUCCAAGAAUUACUGGCUUCGCCGAUCGACUGGUCGCUCUUCAUGAACCAUGACGAUCCUGCUGAUCGUCGUACCACUCGGCCAGAAGAUAUUGCCUAUUCUCUUUUUGGUAUUUUCAAGAUCCACUUGCCAGUUCUCUAUGGUGAAUCUGCGGAGAACGCGCUCGGACGCUUCCUAGCGGAAAUCAUACCACAGUCUGGAGAUGUUUCAGUUUUGGAUUGGGUUGGAGAGGCGUCCGCUUUUCACAGUUGUUUCCCUGCCAAGCUCGCGCCAUACAAAACAGUGCCUCAUAUACCAUUGAUUCCCAGUGACACUGACAAGGACGCUGAGCUUGAAAAGGCACUGAAGUUGUACGAAACUCUUGCCAAGUUACCCCGUGCACAAUUCCUCAAUCGGAGGCUUACGUUGCCUUCCAUUGCCCACUGGGUCACGGCGGUCAAAUUGCUGCGGUGUUCGACAAGCCCCCCACGUCGCGUCUGUGAGAUUCACGCAUCGCAAUUGCAACCCCUCGAGGUCGCACUGUCGGUCGAUCUUGAGAAGACUUCCAGUCCAUAUGUCCUCAUUCGUCCUUGGCAUAUAAAAUCCCUUGAAGCGCAGGUGGACAGUGAUAACAACACCAUGUGUAAGAAGAUGUUGGAACACCUCGGGAGGUGGCCGUUCAACGCGCUCCUGCUGAGGAGGUUGCCCCACAACGAAUAUAAGAGGGUCGCGAGUGAUUGUGCAAUCGUCGCUCGUAUUCAGGAUCUUGAUAGUGUUUUGGACUGUGAAGUUUUGAUCCCCGAAAUUGUAUAGUCGGGUUUGUAAUGACACACCAUAAGACUCACCAUUUGCACAACUUACGCGAUCCAGGAAUACUACCGGGACCUUGCUUGCAUCGGAGAAAGCCAGGAUGUCGAUUACGGUUUGGGGGCAGGGUAUUGGUCUGGGUGAAUUCAGGGGCUAUCAAGACAUUAUCACUGGCUUUGAGGCAUGUGUUAGGUGUGCGUCAUGCACACGAAGCCGACACCGGGUGGAUAGUAGCGAAAG
Molecule: messenger RNA, 2894 nt
Organism: Pisolithus orientalis
Lineage: Eukaryota; Fungi; Basidiomycota; Agaricomycetes; Boletales; Pisolithaceae
Exons: 7
Coding region: 45-2660 (871 amino acids)
Molecular function (GO): protein binding
Source: RefSeq, a predicted model, not a curated record